AAAGUACCGAGUAAGAGUCGUUAGGCGAAAGGGGGGGGAAAAAGGGAAAUUAAAUCAAAACAUCAAAGACUCGAAAGAAAGGACAGAGAAGAGAAAAGAGUGUCUGUCAGCACGUAAAAUAAAUAAUAACUAGGAGAGAAAAAAAAAAAAAAAAAAAAAAAAAAAGGGACCGAGGUGGAAUCAGAAGGUGGGCCAGGUGGGACAGUAGCAUGAGUUCGUAUUUCGCGAAUUCGUACAUCCCUGACCUGCGUAAUGGCGGGGUGGAACACCCGCAUCAGCAUCAGCAGCACUACGGUGCGGCCGUCCAGGUGCCCCAGCAAACGCAGUCGGUGCAGCAACAGUCCCAGCAGGCCGGUGACCCGUGCGACCCGAGCCUCCUACGUCAGGGCGUUCCCGGCCACCAUUAUGGGGCGGCAGGCAGUCAACAAGAUAUGCCUUAUCCGAGGUUUCCGCCCUACAAUCGGAUGGACAUGCGUAACGCGACGUAUUAUCAGCACCAACAGGACCACGGGAGCAUGGACGGGAUGGGUGGUUACAGGUCGACGUCGCCCAGUCCCGGUAUGGGCCACAUGGGGCACACGCCGACCCCUAACGGGCAUCCGUCCACCCCGAUUGUAUACGCGAGUUGCAAGCUUCAGGCGGCCGCGGUCGAUCACCAGGGUAGCGUGCUCGAUGGACCGGACAGCCCGCCUUUGGUCGAGUCGCAGAUGCACCACCAAAUGCACACGCAACACCCCCACAUGCAGCCACAGCAGAGCCAGCACCAGUCGCAACAGCAGCAGCAUCUUCAGGCGCAGCAGCAGCACAUGAUGUACCAGCAGCAGCAGCAGACGCAGGCGGCCUCGCAGCAGUCGCAGCCUGGCAUGCACCCGCAACAGCAGCCGCAAGCUCAGCAACACCAAGGGGUGGUCACGUCGCCGCUUAGUCAGCAACAACAGGCCGCGCCUCAAGGCGCGGCCAGCGCCAACCUACCUAGCCCGCUAUACCCGUGGAUGAGAAGUCAAUUCGAGAGGAAACGAGGCCGGCAAACGUACACCCGAUACCAAACCCUCGAGCUCGAGAAGGAGUUCCACUACAACCGAUACCUGACCAGGCGGCGUCGCAUCGAGAUCGCGCACGCGCUCUGCCUUACCGAGCGGCAAAUCAAAAUCUGGUUUCAAAACAGACGGAUGAAAUGGAAGAAGGAGAACAAGUCGAAGGGUACACCUGGCUCGGGCGACGGGGACACCGAGAUCUCGCCGCAGACGUCGCCGCAGGGUUGAGAGAUCCCCGAGGAGUGGAACUUCCAAAGAGGUCUCAUCUCUCUCAGGGUCGUUAAUACCUUGUUUCCAGCACUACCUCCUCCCCCGUACACACAUACACAUGCAUAUACACACGUACACCUUCGAAAAGAAAGGGAAAAGGAAAAAAAAGAAAGAAGGAAAAAAAGAAAGAAGAAUCGAAAAAUCGCCCACACACACACACACACACAUACACGCCCAGCCAUACACAUAUACGUACACACCUACUCGCCCCUCCCCACUCAUACAGCAAUGACGCUUAUUUUCUGUCGUGUUAAUCAAGUUGCUCGUACCAAAAAUGGAAGAGGACAACGUCGUUAAAGGGAUAAAGAUAGAGAGAGAGAGAGAGAGAGAGAGUCGAGAGAAGAGAAAUUACCGCGAACCGACAGUGUGGAUGGAAGUGAAGACGUGAACAGGACGAUGACAAAGGGAUAAAGGAGCGAGAUUGCGCGCGCGAGACGAAACGAGGAAGGAUGUAUACGUGGAGUGAAUAGAAGGAAAGAGAGAGAGAGAGAGAGAGAGAGAGAGAGAAAGGUAACCGAACACACGAAAGAGUCGGAUGAAGAUUUAUAGGGACGUGCGAGAUCUUCUAAUAAUCACGGAAUGAAGAAAAGAAAAGGGAAUGGAUCGGAUAGGAGGAAAACUGGAUCACAUGCUAAUCAGAACCGCGUUAACCUCUGUUACAUUUAAUCGAAUGUAAUUGUACUAAAGCCUAUAAUUAUAAUAGAGAUAAUUUGGCAGAGAGAGAGAGAGAGAGAGAGAGAGAAUGUAUGGAAGGGCGCGAAUGGAGAAAAAGGAAUGGAGAGAAUGCGAGGGCGAGUGCGAGAAACAAACAUUAUACGUACUUUAAAAAACGCGAAUGAAUGUUAUAUAUAGCGAGAUUGUAAUUGGAUUCUUGUAAUUGUAUAGUAGUGUAUGGAUGAGUACUUUGAAAGCGUGUAAAGUGAUAUAUAUAUAUAAAGUAUAUAAAGUAUAUAUACAUAUAAAUAUAUAAAUAUAUAUACAAAUAUAUAUAUAAAGAAAAGUGGGAAUUUUACGCGUGAAUGUGACGUGAGCGUGUAUGCGAAGUGAAUAUAAUAUUAUGGAGAAAACGUUGUAUCGCGUGGAAAAAAUUAUCCUUUAGGUAAAAGCGUUUUAUUAUUUAUUCUCUUACACGUUGUACACGCGUAGAGUCCGUAGUGCGGUUAGAUCGUAAUCGGAAAUAUAAGAAAAGGAAAAAAAAUGGAAAAUCUAGCGGAAAAAGGACGGUCGUCCAAAAAAUCGUGUCUCUAGUUAUAUAGCGAGUAGAUGAUGAACGGUUUAGUGUUCUAUAGAGGAUCGUUUAGAUAGGUUUUUUUCUCUAUGAUAACCGCGGUGGCUCAGAGCGAGGGUUAUUUAAUUAAAUCGCGAACGUGCCAAGUGUGAUCUUCGAAUGUGUGUUUCUCCAGUGCCGGGAGGAUUCAAAAGAAAGAAGAGGGAAAGAAAAUGUUUUUCGCCAAGGAAGAGGAAAAUUGAUGAAAUCUCGAUGGAACGAACGGCUGCACACUUAACGUGGAGAAAUUAAUUGGAGAGAGGGACGAGGGAUGAAAAAUUAAAUUGCGAUUUCGAUUAUUAAUCGUGGAUUUCACCAGUGAAAUUUCAGUGUGUGUGCUUUAUGCAAUCGGUUAAAAUUCAAAGUGAUUUUUUGGUGAUCUGUCAAUACGCGCCAAUAGGGAGGAAAUCCGUUUCUUCUUCGGACAGUGUGCCGAUCGAAUGAAUGAAAAACAGUGCUGUUCUUAGGAGUAUGGGAGGCCUCCGACGGAGCAGAAUCGAAUCUACUUGACAUUUCUUCAUCAGUGUCGUCGCAAGGUCAGUUUAAAAAUUCUAUACUCUUUUUUUUUUUUUUUUCACAAUCAUGGAAUUUGUUCUUUCGAUUACUGUUUCUUUCGAAUGCUGUUUGAAGAACAUGUCAAAAUGGACUUUUAUUUAUUCUUGUCAACUAAAAUAUUACGGGUAAUAUUUUAAUAUAAUCGCUGUGUAUUAUAAUUGUGCAUUUGCAACCAAAAGUAUGGUCUACUAUUUGAAAGAAAGUGUUUCGCAAUAGUCAAAAGAUCCUCUUUUUGUCACAAUUUUAUCUUGUAUUAUUUUUUAUAUUUAAUAUGAUAGUAUUCUCAAUUUUACUUAAAAGAUUUAUUACUUAAAAGAUUUAUUACAAGAUAUUAUUCAGAAAAUUUUAAACUUUCUUGCAAACACUUUUCAUCAAUGCAGAUGACGCCAUAAAGUGAAAAUAUUUAAAAGAAUUGUUUCGCUAAUUCGUAUCGUUUAACUUCACUUACCACGUUCCCUUUGUAAAUAUUCGAACAAUGAAAGAGAGAGAAAAAAAAGAAAAAAAUCUACUUUGACGAGAGAAAUCCUCGAUAAAAUCAAAAUUCGGGGAAUCUUUGAGGGCGAGUGAUCAUUGAAAUUUUACCGCUGCUCCGUGAGAUACGAGGCCAAGUUACCAGUGAUGUAAUUCGUAGCAUAUUUUUGGAAUAGGAUGCUUUCGGCAUGAAACUGCUUGGCACCUUAACUUGCUCUCUAGAGAGUAGAGCCAUCGACAAAAGGCAUUAUUCUAGCUCUUCUUUAAUUCAAAAAGUUUAUUCUGAAAGAAGAAAAAGUAUUUAAAAAAAUAAACAAAAUUAAAAAUCCAUACCGUUCUCAUUAUUUUAUCAAAACUAUCAUUUCAUCUUGAAAUCAAACUCACUCGUAUCUUCAUAGGACAAAGAUCUAAAAUCAAUAUGGUUUUCUUAAAAUCAUCCCAAGUGAAAUAUAUCUGAUUAAAAUAACCUCGUUUCCAUUUUCAAUAUGCAAUCACUAGUCAUAUGUUUGGAAUACGUGUCAAUUAUAAUCACUGCUUCGUUUCUUAGUAGCUCGCAUAUUCGACAAAUUACACAGCGGUUCUGUUGUUCAUGGAUAUCCAUCGAACGCAUGUUAAGCGUGCCAGGCAGUGACCAAACGCACCAUCUAUCGGCCUGGUUGACAAAUUCAUUCGAGAAUCGAUGACAGGAUCGAUGACAUCGUUCUGUCGUCCAACCGGGCUGAAUACACGUCGGAGAACUUUGCCGCGGCGAAUUCUUGUGCUGUGUUGUAAAACUUAGAUUCGACAUUAAUUUAGUUUAUACCUUGUAUACACGCAAUUUAACGAUAUACGUAAUGAUUAAUUAAAUACGUAAUAAUGUAUAAACGAUGAAAAGACGAUAUUUAAACACAGCGAAUGAGAGAAAAAAGAAAAAAAAAAAAUAAAAAAAGAAAAGGAGGAAAAGAAAAAUAUAGAUGUACAUAGGAGGAAAUAAUCUAGGGAUCUCGCAAACCUCGUUUACAUGUAGAUAGCAUGGAUUCGAAGAAUGUUCCCGUAGGACACGAAUAAUGUCUCGCGAACUUUCUUUUGGACCGUUCUCGCGUUAACGAGGAAAAAAAAAACAAAGAAAAAACGAUCGUGAAAAAAAGGAAAAAAAAAAAAAAAUAAAUGGAAGAUAUAUGGAACUGAUAUACGUAAUACAAUGGUCCAGCUCGCGCACGCGCAUCGAUUGAGCACCGGCCGGCCUUUCUUUCUCGAGAGAUUUAUUUAUGUAUAACUUUUUGUCCUUGAGGAGCAACGAACUGUGAAAAACGGAAGAUAGUCGACGAUCGCUCGCUGUCUCUUCUUUUUUUUUUUUUCUUUUUUCGGAGGGAAGCGCCGAAACCCCGUACGUUUACGGUCAGGGGUCGUGAUUCUAAAUUGCUCGGGCAAAUUGGCGUCAAUUAAGCUCGAUAGCCCGUCGAGGGGCUUCGCGUCGCUGUCGGUAUGGGUUUUCGUGAAAGUUUCAAGGAAAGAGGAACACCGGCGAUAAAUAACGAAUCUUCGAUUUUCGUUCUGAUCUACUUACUUUGAAUUGUUUCCUUUCUUCUCUUUCUUUCUCUCAUUUUAUUGUUCAGCAAGUCGAGUCGGUAAGCGAUACAAGUUUUAGGUUAGGACAAGGUUAUCUUUUGCCUCGCCAGUUACAUCGAAAGUUACUUAAUAAAAAUAUAUGCACUUUCCUUAUCGCGAUCGUUAUUGAAAUGAAUUUUAAGAAAAAGUAUAGUAACACUUUCUUUUUCUGGUUAAUAUUUUCUUUGGUAAAUAUUCUCGAACAGCAUAUUCACACAACACACGAUACUCGACUAAUAUGUAAUAUUUUUGUUUCGUCGUUUCUCCGCCGGUGGUAGUAGCUCUGUCUGUCCGUUUAAUCGAGAUCGAUUUCGAUUAAUUCCGUUUUUGUCAUUCGAUCUAUUUUUUUUUUUUUUUUUUUUUUGGUUAUUUAUUUAUUUUUUCGAUCAUAUAUCACGAUGAUUAAUAAAUAUUUUGUUUCUUUCUUGUCCAAAAUUGAAGUAUCUUCUCUCGUAAUAUUGAUCGCAAUGUUCGCGAUAAAUCGAUUAGUCUUACAUCGAUUCGGAUGAUAUUUUUUUGCACGUUUUACGGUAGAUAAGUGAGACAUGUGUUAAUUUAGACUGCAUUAAUCAGUGAUACCGUCUAUGUAGGUCAGGCCUAAUGGCCGGCAUUGAAACUUAGGGUGCGGCUUUCGAGACAAAGGAAGUAUUUAUUGCCUUUGCGUCAUAGUAUCAACUGUUACGACAUAAUGGUCAAAGUGGAGGCAAAAUUUCACGCAUAAAUGCUUACAUGACAAACCGUUUUCCAGAAACUUUUCGCGGCCGCUAGAUUGGCAACAUUAAUCCUCGUUUGGAAUUGAUUGGCAAAAACACGUUUGCACAUUGUUGUAUCUCAAUUCAUAAUUGCAAUAUGCUCAUAGCAGAAAGUUAAAUCGAUCGAUCGGAAAUACGUAUCUUUUUUUUACGAUUCUUUGUUUAUUCAAGGUCCCAUUCGGCGCGUACAAAUGAGAAAAAUUUGUUUGGUAAAUUUAUUGGUAAAUUUAUCACCGGUAUUUCUCUCGCAAGCAAUCGUUCGUGACACGUGGAAAAAUUGACAGAAUUGUGCAAUAAUCAUGCGACGCUGCUUUACGUGAUAAAAACCAUAUGGUUCUCAAUGUUCCAUUUAUUUAUUUAAUCAACCGUCGUUUAGACAAAAUGCAAUUUUGGAAUCUGAGGGAAACAAAAAAAAAAAAAAAAAAAAAAAAGAAAAAAAAGAAA
Molecule: messenger RNA, 6380 nt
Organism: Apis laboriosa (Himalayan honeybee)
Lineage: Eukaryota; Metazoa; Arthropoda; Insecta; Hymenoptera; Apidae
Gene: Antp
Product: homeotic protein antennapedia-like
Exons: 2
Coding region: 210-1262 (350 amino acids)
Biological process (GO): anterior/posterior pattern specification; negative regulation of transcription by RNA polymerase II
Cellular component (GO): nucleus
Molecular function (GO): DNA-binding transcription factor activity, RNA polymerase II-specific; RNA polymerase II cis-regulatory region sequence-specific DNA binding
Source: RefSeq, a predicted model, not a curated record